CUCCUCAUCAAGAAGCACAGCGACAAGGCGCGUCUCCCAACCCGGGGAAGCGCACUAGCAGCAGGGUAUGACCUCUACAGUGCUGAAAAGAAAACGAUCCCGGCGCAUGGAAAGGCGCUCAUCGACACCCAGAUCUCCAUCGCCGUCCCAGUCGGGACUUACGGGCGCGUCGCACCUAGGAGUGGGCUUGCUUCGAAGUUCAUGAUUGAUACGGGAGCUGGGGUUAUCGAUGCCGACUAUCGCGGAAUUGUCUUCGUCCUUCUUUUCAACCUGAGUGACAAGGACUUUGAGGUCCAGGAAGGCGAUCGCGUUGCGCAGCUUAUCAUCGAAAAGAUCGAGACACCGGCAGUUAUGGAGGUGGCGGACCUCGAGGAGACCCUUCGCGGCACCGGUGGUUUUGGCUCUACUGGC
This is a messenger RNA of Dacryopinax primogenitus, 411 nucleotides long. Its product is annotated as dUTP diphosphatase. Gene Ontology annotation, molecular function: magnesium ion binding; dUTP diphosphatase activity. Lineage: Eukaryota; Fungi; Basidiomycota; Dacrymycetes; Dacrymycetales; Dacrymycetaceae. The transcript is spliced from 5 exons. The annotation marks the transcript as partial. The record is from RefSeq and is a predicted model, not a curated record. Gene Ontology annotation, biological process: dUMP biosynthetic process; dUTP catabolic process.